Messenger RNA from Ostrea edulis (European flat oyster), 2699 nucleotides. RefSeq names its product interferon-induced protein 44-like. The record is from RefSeq and is a predicted model, not a curated record. Lineage: Eukaryota; Metazoa; Mollusca; Bivalvia; Ostreida; Ostreidae. The transcript has 7 exons. Bases 237 to 1721 code for a protein of 494 amino acids.
UCUCGGAAAGGGAGAGGGAGUGUCCUUCGUUGAAUUUCUUCAUAAAAUGAUAAACAUAUCAAAAGUAUUAUAAGUAUAACUAAUACGGAGCACCUAUACACAAUUUUAUGUAGAUGGUGUUGUGAACCAAUCACAACUUCUCGGCUUGCUGGAAAGACCUGAGAAUGUUUGAUUGCUUGUAGACCUAGUUAGCGUCUAUAUUGAUGUAAUGCCUUGGCGCUUCGUUCUGGUUCCAUAUGGAUGAUUCAAGACUAAAGUCACGGAUUGAAGAAACAAACAGAAUCAUGACGGAACUUCUGGACCAGAAAUACAGAGACCAGUUGUCAACGUAUAUAGGUAAAGAAUGUCACUUCCGGUUACUGUAUAAGAUCAGCAGAGACGGAUGUUCUAAUACGGCAUUCCAUCAGAAGUGUGACAGUCAGGGCCCCACAGUGACGGUGCUGUACAACACCAACAACACGAUAUACGGGGGAUACCUGUCAAAGAGCUGGAUCUCUAAUGACAGUUACAUCAAUGAUCCAAACGCCUUUCUGUUCCGGCUGCACUAUAACGGAUCGUCCAAUCCAUUGAAGUUCCCAGUCAGUAGUGCUAUUUAUGCUGGAUAUGGACACAGCAGUUACGGUCCUAUAUUUGGUAGUGGGCAUGACAUUAACACUUUUUCUGGUACCAUCAACAAAUCUGGAAAUUACUUUUCAUUGAAUGGAGGCUUAAAUAUGGGAAUUGCUUACAAUCUAAACGGACAAAACGCUGCUUCUGUAGCAAACAGUAGCCUUCAAGUGACGGACCUAGAGGUGUACCAAGUUAAAGAUGGACCAGACCCAAACAAGUCUGCAGCAAAAGUGGGAGAUUCUGUACUUCUGGACAAACCGUGGAGGAAGUUUCCGGAGUUCAACAUGGAGACCCUGCAGCAACUAAAGGAAGCAGUUGUAGAUUACGAACCUGAAAGCGAGACUAAUGUGACAGCAGCAAACAUUCUUCUGAUUGGUCAGAUAGGCGCGGGAAAGUCUAGUUUCUUCAACUCAGUCAACUCCAUUUUCCGUGGCAAAAUCACCAGUAAAGCCCGCAGUGGGAGCUUCGAGCACAGCCUCACAACCGUGUUCCGAAAGUACACCAUCAAGGAUCAUAACUCUGGACAGAACCUGAAAAUUCGUCUGUGCGACACUCGUGGUUUUGAGGAGGAUUUUAAGAUAGACGCGCAGGAGAUCGCCUACAUACUGGACGGAAACAUGCCGGACAGGUACCAGUUCAAUCCAUCCGCACCUUUUACCACAGAGACGUUUGGCUUCAUUCGGAAUCCGCGACUUGGCGACAAAAUUCACUGCGUGGCGUUCGUUGUCGACGGAAGUACGAUUGACGUCAUACCUGAGAAUAUCCUAAAACAACUGAAGGAAUUACAGGGUCGCAUUAACCAGAGAAAUAUACCUCAAGUGGUGUACAUGACGAAAAUGGACAAAGUUUGUCCGAAUGUAGACGAAGAUGCCGCCAAUAUGUUCUACAGCUCAGGUGUCCGUGACGCCAUUGACAAGAUGUCUGACAUCAUGGGGCUACCACGUGGUUAUAUUAUGCCGAUCAAAAAUUACGAAAGUGAGACUGGUCUGGAGCCGCAUAUUGAUAUCCUGAUUCUAAAAGCCCUGAAGCAGACAACAGACUUUGCAGAUGACAACAUGGAAGAUCAAAUGGAUAAAAUGGCAGCCGAGAAGAGGAGAGAGGAAAAGGAUUGAACGAAUAUGAUGUUGGUUGUGCCGCUUGUGCGAACAGGAUAAAAUCGAACUGACCAAGUGGUUAGGAAUUUGGGAAAUAGAUUCAGAAGCAUGAAUGUGUUGUAAAACAAAAAACCCUGUACAUAUGCCUCUUGAAGUAUUAAGCAGUUCAACAUCGGAGGAGGACAUGUAUUGCUGACUUUAAUUGAGGUUGAUAUGAAGACAUUUUGUGACUUGAUAGGGUUUAGGGUAUAUGACAACACUAUACAGGGUGUUUCAGAAAGCGUGCAAUAAUUUCUUUUGUCGAUAUUUUUUAUCACGUUGCGACCGACUUUAAAGAUCUAUUUGUCAUCUGAAAGAAUAUUGUUUUAAUUAAGACACAAAAGUUCUUCACUGUGACAUCAAAUAAACACCAAGUCAUACCGCAACAUGUAAUAAAUUAAGUCAUACCGCAACAUAUAAUAAAUUAAGUCAUAUUGCGACAUGUAAUAAACUAAGUCACACCGCGACAUGUAAUAAACUAAGUCACACCGCGACAUGUAAUAAACUAAGUCGUAUCGCGACAUGUAAUAAAUUAAGUCACACUGCGACAUAUAAUAAACUAAGUCACACCGCGACAUGUAAUAAACGAAGUCAUAUCGCGACAUAUAAUAAACUAAGUCAUACCGCGACAUGUAAUAAAUUAAGUCAUAUCGCGACAUGUAAUAAACUAAGUCACGCCGCGAUAUCUAAUUAACACUAAAUCUUAUCACAACGUAUGGUAAACAUUAAGUCUUGAAUUGCUAUUUUUUGGUUGGUGUUAUAAACUCCGAGCCUUCAACAAAUCUGAAAAUACGUUGUGGGGAAAAUGUCAUGCCCUCUUCUAUGUCACCCACUUGUCUACAACCUCUUGAUAAUUUCUUUAUCUAUCUAGUUAUAUAACUCUUUGUCCUCUCAAUUUGUUUUUCCCGCUGACAAUGUAUAUCUGUACAUAUAUGUACUAAUAAAGAAAAGAGUGUG